This is a messenger RNA of Camellia sinensis, 996 nucleotides long. Lineage: Eukaryota; Viridiplantae; Streptophyta; Magnoliopsida; Ericales; Theaceae. The record is from RefSeq and is a predicted model, not a curated record.
AUGAUAACACAAUGGUGCAAGGACCGUAGCAUCAAAUUAGCAGAGCCUCGUGAGCGUAUUAUGGAUGAGAGUAAGAUAACUGAAGCAGACAAGGUCUGCUUAUUUUCACUGCUCAAAAAGAUGUUUUCUUCUUCUAUCUCUGAUCAGAAAAGAGCUGCAAGAGAGCUUCGUCGACUGACCAGGUAUCAGCCCUCAUUUCGAGCCCUUUUUGUUGAGUCCAAGGAUGCGAUUUCCAGAUCACUUGAACCACUUGUUUCACCAGCUGGAAAUGGUAGUGCAGCUCAUUUGCUGCUGGAUCCUGAACUCCAAGAGGAUUUGAUCACAUUGGUUCAUAAUAUCUCAGUUCACGAGAAAAACAAGAGACCCAUUGCACGGAAUCCUAUUGUUGUCCCUUUGCUGAUUGAAACGUUGAAAACUGGAUUGACCAUUCAAACGAAAAGCAAUGCUGCUGCAUCACUAUUCACGUUAGCAACCUUUGAUUGCAACAUGGUCAUUAUUGGGAAUUUAGGUGUUUUCAAACCUUUGAUUGAUCUUGUAGAAGAAGGGCAUCCAGUGGCAAUGAAGGAUGUCCUUUUAGCAAUAUACAGACUGUGUGAGAACACAGAGAAUCGAGUAAAAGCUGUUCAGGAUGGAGCUGUGAGGGUGCUUGUGAAAAAGAUCAUGGAGGAGGAGGGCACAGGACCAGUUGUCUCUAUGUUGUUGACGGUUUUGACAUUGCUUUCGAGCCAACAGCAAGCUGUGGAGGAAAUGGGGGAGCUUGGCGCUGUGCCUUGGUUGCUCAGGAUGGUGAGGACGACCAAUAAUGAAACCAACAUGGUUAAUUGUUCUGCAAUUUUAUUGAAUAUCUGUAGGCGUGACCGCAAUAAAAGGAAAGAGAUGUGGGAAGCAGAAAUUGCCAACCGUACAAUCUCCAGAGUUGCAGUGAGUAGGAAUCCAAGUGCCUCACAGAAUGGCAAUGCCAUUCUUGAAAAGCUGAGGAAACAUAUCAUACAAUAG